CUCUGUUUUUCAUCUUCCUCUCGGUUCUCUCCAUUUCUUUGUUUUAAAAAAACCAACAAACAACAUUCAAUCAACCAAAUGGGGAACUGGAUAAAUGGCACUUGAAGCUGGAAUCUUCCAUGGAGAAGGAUGCUUUUGCAGAGAGAAAGAGCUCAGAUUGAUCCCCUUAUGAAUAUCCUAAACGGGGUUAAAAUCCAACAUGGAAUUCAGGAUACUUGGAGAUGGGUGCACAGCAAGGAUGGUAUUUACAACACUAGUGAAGCCUACUCCUUACUUGCUGCUGAUGGUGAACCUAGUGAUCCUAGCAUCUACUCCAGGAUAUGGAAUGGUAACAUCCUCCAGGAUAUGGAAUGGUAACAUCCCCUCUAAAGUAUGUGCUUUUACUUGGAAACUAGUUCAAAAUCGCAUUCCUUUCAAACUUAACCUGUCAAAACGAGGGAUGUGUAACUUUCAAGAUGGACUCACCUGUGUCUUUUGCACUACUGUUGUUGAAGACACAAACCACCUAUUUCUACACUGCAAAACAGCCUUUAAUCUCUGGUCAAAAUGUUUUCGAUGGUGGGGAGUUGAACAUGUAAUGCCUGGAACAUGUUGGGAUGCCUUUAACCAGCACAAAGACCUUUUCAGCAACACAACAGUUAAAAUAGGUUGGGACAUUAUAUGGUUUGCAAUCACUUGGACAAUAUGGCUGGCAAGAAAUGAGGUAAUAUUCCAGAACAAACACUUAGAUGAAGUGAAACUAUUUGACUUGGUGCAAACUCGUUCAUUCCAGUGGCUUAAACUCAAAGGUGAAGGAAAAGGGAUCACACUCUUUGAUUGGAUACAACAACCAAGAUUGAGCACUCUUACAGCCUUCACAAAAAAGAGGGCAGACAUUUGACAAGGACCAUACAAUGGAGGUGAGACCCUUUUGGGUGGGGAGAAGAUAAGUGCUGAACCUAAUUGUGGUGAUGAAUAACAUUUAAUUGCAUAGUGUUUAAUUUGGUUCUUUACUUUCAUUUUUCUUUCUGCAUGAUUAUGUAAAGAAAGCCGACUGUUAUUCAAUCUUUUAGUGUGUGAUAAGUGGGAAUGAUCUGAAAGAUGGAAUUAACAUUGAUGAGCUCAUAUGAAGAAACUGCAAAGGAGGAC
This is a messenger RNA of Rubroshorea leprosula, 1128 nucleotides long. The record is from the annotation of a GenBank genome assembly. Lineage: Eukaryota; Viridiplantae; Streptophyta; Magnoliopsida; Malvales; Dipterocarpaceae.